Trypanosoma rangeli is the source of this 1215-nucleotide messenger RNA. RefSeq lists its product as uncharacterized. NCBI's taxonomy places the organism in Eukaryota, Euglenozoa, Kinetoplastea, Trypanosomatida, Trypanosomatidae. The transcript has a single exon. The record is from RefSeq and is a predicted model, not a curated record. Bases 1 to 1215 code for a protein of 404 amino acids.
AUGGCUGCGGUUAACUGGAGCUCCGCCGUCUGCCACGCAGAGGCGUUGCAGCUUCUUGUCGGCACGGUCUUUCCGAGUGCUUCGAUUGCCUUUGCGGCCGCGAACCAGCUGCAGAUGCCCGUGGGAAGAGCCAUGACAGAUGAUGCCCUCUUCGCGCAACUUCACGAGAAGCUUCGGCAAGCUGAAACAUCUUCGCACCUUGCAAAGGAGUAUUACAACGAGCAAAAACUGCUGGUGAACAAGUUUCCGGUAUCAUUGCACAGUGCAUACCUACAGGCAAGGAAUGGUCCCACCUCCACGUCGUGUUCUUCUGAGCUCGCGGACGUCUGGAGCCGACUGUACCGCAGGUGGCCUCCACAGCUCGUUGCGGGUCGUCAGCUAUGGCGGUAUGACUCGGAAGACUCUUCCUUGCCGAGGAUGCCGUGUUGGACGCCUCACGCCGUGGUUUACGUCGGUGGCUUUGAAGCUCCCGACCUCCGUCGGGUGGUUGCGCCGCAGGUGUUUGCCCAGGUACCGCCCUUUUCUAGCGACACAAAGGUGCGCCAAACGGUGGGGGGUAAAACGUUUAACUAUCAGAGGCAGAAGGUUCCGAAGUUUGCCUCCAGGGUUUUGGAUGGCGCGUUUUUGCUGCGGGAGAAGGGGUGCGCCAUACACGACCCUGACCUAUUGGAGAUUGCGCUGCCGGUGGAUUUUACCUGCGGCAGAGCUUCCGCGACAAGCUGCCCCAGCAAGACACGGCGUGUUCGCACGUUUAUUUCUUUUGCCGGAGAUGAACCGAAUCUGCGCGCGCUGCAGGUGGAGGUGGAUCCGCUUCAACGAAGGGCACUGCGCCCCGCCUUUGGUUACUCGAUGGCUGCGCUGAAAUUUGCCCUUCCUCCUCCGUUGAUAAGCGCUACACGCCUUCUUCGUGAGUGGAAUGCGUCGUGGUCGUCGACCCCUCUCAGUGCCGCAUUCUGGUUUUCCGCAGUGGGGCAUGCGGUGGAGCGACGCUUGCCAAACGAUGCUGCGCGGAUGCGUCUUCUUUUUGAUGCAAAUGACUGUGGCCUGGUGGAGGCGUCCAAGUCGCUUGCCUUUCUUACAGCUUCACUUGUUAGCAGUAGUCCUCAGGAGUGCUGGAGUAACUUCUUUUUGCCCGUGGAGCGGCUUGAAGCAGAACGCGGCGUGCGGGAGCUGAUGGAUACCGUCAACCUCCUACCGGUUGCUCAACUGCAAUAG